AUGACAUCUACUCCAAUCAAGCAGAGGAAGGGUGCCGUAAAGUCGCAAGCCAAGUUCGAGCCCGACGUUUUUCGCAACUCGCUCUACAAAUACUUUGACACCAUCCACGAAGGCGAUUGGGAUGGAUAUUUGAGCGCACUUGACAAGGCUGGAAAUACGCUGGACUAUCGCAAAUAUGCCGACCAGCUCUUCGAGAUCUUGUUUGUCGGGGGCCUGCUUGCUCCGGGCGGCUCGUUCGUCGAGGACAACGCGCCACAGAGCCCUUUUUCGAUUUCCGCGGCGAAGAGCGACAGCAUUGAGGAUGUGCGUCCGUACGUGGAAGUGAUUGAGAAGAUGGUGCGUCGCUACAAGUUUCUCCAAAAAUCGCUCGAGGAUUCCACCAUGCCAGGAAUUCUGCAGUAUAUCAACCGCUACAAGCCCGAGCAAGUCGCAAAGCUUGCAACCGCAUGCUCAUUAUCGAUACAGACGGGCCUCACGAAUGCAAGCAUUCUAACCCCUUUGCAGAAAGACUACCUGACCAAAGACGACCUUGCGCUCAGCUUUAUCACGCAAGUUUUCCGUGCGUUUUUGAAGAACCAGAGCAUGGAACAGCUCUCAUCUGCGCUGCGCAAAGGCGGAAUCCGCGACUGGCUGCUCUUCUUUCCUCCGCAGAAACGCUCGAGCCCCGGUGCUGUCCCGACCUACUUCCGUUCCGUCGAACUUCCGCAGGUCUCAGAUUAUUACAUGCGCCGCCAAAACAAGGAACUGCGCGAGCAGACGUCGGCAGACCUUGCUGCCCUGGUCAGCGCUGAAGGAAGCACCAAGGAGGAGAUGGCUGAGAUGCUCAGUGAACGCAACAAGACGCUCGGACUUAGUCCCGAGGAGUUUGUCGUGGUCGUAUUCGAAGGCAUCGUCCGCGGCAUCGACGCCGAUGCCAAACAAGACCAGCUCGAGAUGAUCCUGCCCAAAGAGAUCGAGCGCUUUGCCGGUGUACUCGAGCCAUUUGCAUCCAGUGCGCGCGCGCAAAUCACAUUGAUCAACACGAUCCAGCUGCAUUGUUAUACGGACACGCGCGUGUUCAAGUCGUUUCCCAACUUGCUCAAAAUUUUGUACAAUGAAAAUGUGCUAUCGGAUCAGGCCAUUAUUUACUGGGCUCAAAAGGGCGCUAAGCCCCAAGGUAAGCAGCACUUUUUGAAGCUUGCCGAACCGCUGGUCAAGUUCCUCGAAACCGAGGACAGCGAUGACGAAGACGAGUAG
Messenger RNA from Malassezia vespertilionis, 1236 nucleotides. RefSeq lists its product as uncharacterized. Bases 1 to 1236 code for a protein of 411 amino acids. Gene Ontology annotation, cellular component: cytoplasm; membrane. Lineage: Eukaryota; Fungi; Basidiomycota; Malasseziomycetes; Malasseziales; Malasseziaceae. The record is from RefSeq and is a predicted model, not a curated record. The transcript has 2 exons. Gene Ontology annotation, molecular function: protein binding.